AUGGCAUCCAAGAUAAUUGUUCUCGGCGACGUGAAUGGACAUAUACGAAAUGCUUUUACCAAGUUAACAUCUUUGCAACUCAAGAAUAAUUUUGCUCUCGCUAUUGUGGCCGGAAACCUUUUCGCUGCAGCUGAAGACACAGAAGCCGACGACACAGUUACAGACCUGAUUUCAGGAAAGAUUCCUAUACCAUUACCUACAUACUUCACCGUUGGAUCGUCGCCUCUGCCGAAAAGAAUUAUUGAAAAGAUUGAAAAAGAUGAGGAGAUAUGUCCAAAUCUGCAUUAUCUUGCAAAAAGAAGUACCACAAAGACUUCAGAAGGAAUCAAAGUAGUUACGCUCGGCGGGCGACUCGACGAAAACAUAAUUGGAGGCUUAUCUAAUGAAUCGUAUCUACCUUUCCACACUGUUGGGGAUGCGAAGGCUCUCCACGGAGCGGACACGGCGGAUAUUCUUCUGACGACGUGUUGGCCCAAAUCCGUUCGAACAGGCUCAAAAAUACCAAUUCCCGAUGAUUCGCAGGAGCCCACCGCCGGCGAUCAUAUCGCAGAUCUAUGCGCAGCUCUGAAACCUCGUUAUCACUUUUCUGUGUCCCCAGAUUAUUUUUAUGAGCGAGAACCUUUCUUUCAUGCCCCAACUCCAGAUGCUCCUGACUUUCGGCCUCUCACCCGAUUCAUAUCUUUGGCGCCUCAUGGCAAUUCAAAGAAACAGAAGGCUUUAUAUGCAUUUUCGUUACAAGCGACAGUUGAUCCCCUAGCCCCAUUACCCGCUGGUACCACGGCAUCGCCAUUUGUAGCUCGACCCAACGAGAGGAAACGAGGAGCCCUCGAGCCGGAACCUUAUUCUAGGUAUGGAGGGAAUGAUUAUAAACGUGGCCGAGGACGUAGAGGUCAAAGGCAACCACCUCCAGGACCUGGUGAAUGUUUCUUCUGCCUCUCGAAUCCAAAUUUGGCUACUCAUCUUAUCGCGUCCAUCGGCAAUGAAGCAUAUUUGACAAUUGCGAAAGGUCCUUUAACCACAGCUACUACUAAUGCUUCAUUGGGUAUUGACUUUCCAGCACAUGCCCUAAUUAUUCCACUUGAACACUCUCCUACAUUGGCCUUAGUACCAGAGGAGGAUUCUAAACAAAGAACUUACGAUGAAAUGGUCAAAUACAAAGAGGCUCUACAGAAUAUGAUUGCGCAACGCAGUGAAAACAAAUUGGGUGCUGUCACCUACGAAAUCAGCAAAGGGAACGGCGUCCAUACACAUUGGCAAUUGAUUCCCAUGCCUACUGAAACCAUUCAGAAGGGUCUCGUCGAAGCGGCCUUCCGCGUUGAAGCUGAAAACCUCAAAUAUCCUCCUUUCGAGGUCAGAGAUCCAGAAAUCGGUCAGAAUGAUGGCGAUUUUUUCCGUGUUUGGAUUUGGACGCCUCCUAGCGAAGAAAAUCUAAAAGGAACGUCAAAAUGCAUUACAAUGCCAUUUGAUUGGAAUGUGCGCUUCAACCUCCAGUUCGGUAGAACGGUUCUAGCUAAAUUGUUAAGUUUGGAGAAGAGAAUUCAGUGGAGAGAUUGUGCUCAGACGGAGGAUGAGGAGAAAAGUGAUGCGGAGGCUUUCAAGGCGGCUUUUAAGGAGUUUGAUUUUUCCCUUUAA
Messenger RNA from Sclerotinia sclerotiorum 1980 UF-70, 1632 nucleotides. RefSeq lists its product as hypothetical. Lineage: Eukaryota; Fungi; Ascomycota; Leotiomycetes; Helotiales; Sclerotiniaceae. Gene Ontology annotation, molecular function: RNA lariat debranching enzyme activator activity. Gene Ontology annotation, biological process: mRNA splicing, via spliceosome. The record is from RefSeq and is a predicted model, not a curated record. Gene Ontology annotation, cellular component: post-mRNA release spliceosomal complex. Bases 1 to 1632 code for a protein of 543 amino acids. The transcript has 3 exons.